This is a messenger RNA of Oryza sativa Japonica Group (Japanese rice), 4139 nucleotides long. RefSeq lists its product as uncharacterized. The record is from RefSeq and is a predicted model, not a curated record. NCBI's taxonomy places the organism in Eukaryota, Viridiplantae, Streptophyta, Magnoliopsida, Poales, Poaceae.
AUUUCUUCUUCUUCGUGUUGUUGCAUUGCAAUUGCACCCCACCCCCAUCUCCCCCUCUCGCCUCGCGCGAGAUCAAUCGAGACCCCGCCGGCGAAUCCCUCGCCGGAGCGGCGCAGCGCCUCCGCCUCCGCCUCCGCGCGAUUAAUUCCGGCAACCGCGGAGUCCUUCGCCCGCGCUCGCCGCAUUUCAUGCCCUAGGAGGCUGCCGUCUCGGCCCCCCAUGGCCGGAACCCUCCGCGACCCCAGCGCCGGGUCGGGCGGCGAAGCGGCGCCCACUCCUCCUCCUCCUCCCGUGGCCGCGCCCUUCGCCCAGUACCUCUCGCUGGAACCUCUUGGCUGGGUGGAGCCCAAGCACUCGCGCCACGGCGAGCUCAGGAGGGCGCUCCAGCACCAGGCGGACGACAAGCCCCAAGAGCUCAGGCGGAUCCGCUCCAGCGUAGCCGACUCCUCCUCCAAGGCCAGGGAGAAGGUGAGGUCAAUGCAGGAGGCGGUGCAGAAGGUGGACAGGUGCAGGAACGUGCUCAAUCGGAAGCGCCAGAGGAGUGAGCCUGCUGCUGCUGCUGCUGCUGGGGCUGAAAAGCCCUCUGGUUCCGGUGCACUCAGGAUUGGAGCCCAGAACAGCAACUCUUCUGCGGUCAUGAGCAAGCGUGUCCGCUCCUCGCUGGCGGAUGGACGGUUGGAAGGACGCAGUAAUAUUUCUACAAGGCAAAGCCCUUUAGUUAAUAAUGAGAAAAGCUCACUUGUGGAGAAGGAAAAAAGUUGUGGACGAACAUCUGGGCUGUCCGAAGACAAAUUACAGGGUUUAUCUACUGGAGGUGAAGGUUGGGAGAAAAAAUUGAAACGCAAGCGCUCCAUUGGAACAGUGCUUAACAGAGGCAAUGAUGCUGAUCGAGAUGUUAAAUCCGGGGGUCAACACAGACCAGCCAAUGAAGCAAACCCACGACCUAGUGAUGGUCCUUCACAUAGACAUGGAGCAUCUGCCGUAGAAUAUGCAGGUAGCAGGAUGGAUGGAAGUUCUCAGCAGAAUAGCAACUCAUCCCGUAUUCUAUGCAAGACAGAUAUGGAUCAUGCCACUCUGCCAAAUGAAAGAAGAGAGCGGUAUGUUGGAAUUGAAAAGGAGCGGGGUAUGGUAAAAGGAAACAGAGCACAAGCUUCUGAAGAUAUGCAAACUGGAAGCAUCAGUCCUUUGCCCAAGGCUAAAGCAUGCAGGGCACCGAGAACCGGUUCACACGGCAUGGGUUCAGCUUCUAGUUUCCAACGUUCAACUGGAGGAAGCGACGAAUGGGAAGAAAUACCAUACUCAAAUAAAGCAUCACUUUUGGGAGGCAUGACAAACCGCAAACGUUCCAUACAUUCAAAUGCUUCUUCACCUCCUAUUGCUUGGGUCGGUCAACGUCCACAGAAAAUGUCACGGACAAGACGAGCAAACGUUGUUUCUCCGGUCUCAAAUUUUGAUGAAGUCCUAUCUGAAGGAUCACCACUUGAUACAGCUAUUGCUGCUAAACCAACAUCUACAGAGUCCUGCGGUGUUGUGCUUACAAAAAAGGGAACUAGUAGCAAUACACAAAUGGCAAACACAAUGAAUGAUAUCCCUUCUCCUGUUGGAUUGUCAGAAAGUGAGGGAUCAGCUGUUAAAGAACGCAAGGUCAAGGAGAAAGCUACAAACAAUGGUGAGGUGGAGAACGAGGCUGCAAAUCUAGUCCGUAAUUCAGCAGGAUCAAUAGUUUCAUCAAACAAAAAUACGAUUCCUUUGAAAGAAGAGCUUCAAGAUGGUGGUGUCCGUCGUCAAGGGAGGAGUGGCAGAGGUACUAUGCAUGUUAAAGAGUACUCUUCCUCUUCCAUAUCGAAAGAAAAAUUAGAUGCUGCAGAGACAAGAAAGCCAAACAAAGGUGGGCGACCUGGAUCUGAAAAGAAUGAAAGUAAGGUGGGGCGUCCCACAAUGAAGAAAGGUUCUGAUCAAAACAAUUUGUCAUGUUUCCCUCAGGCUCUUAAUUGUGAACACACAGAUGACCGAGAAGAACUUUUAGCUGCUGUAAAUGCUGCUCGCGGCGCUAUUGUUGGUGCAUAUUGUGGCCCAUUUUGGAAGAAAAUGGAACCCAUGCUAACUUUCAUAAGCUCUGAAAAUUUGUCUUUCUUAAAAAAACAGAUUGACAUUGUUGAAGAGCUUGAUUUGGGCAUGUCUUGCGUGCCUGAUGGUGAAUAUGUUUUAGCACCCACCAAUUACAGCAGGCAGCAAACGACGGAGUUUUCAUGUCAGGAGCUAGUUCCAUCUAAUUCGUCUAUCUUACCUGAGCAAAGCGAAACCAAUGGAGUUGGAUUAAAAGGAACUAUUGACUGUUUUUCUCCUAGUGAGGAAAACCAACACCAUGUACCACAAAAGAUAGAAGCUGACAAAUGGUUUCAUGAGAUGGUCCCAAUGGAACACAGACUCCUUUCAGCUAUAGUUAUGGAAGAGGACAUCUCGGAACCCAAUGUUGUACAAAGGGAUAUACUUUUUGAAUUUUCUAAUAGCCAUGUUCCUUGCGCUGCAAGCAGAUUCUUAGGAAAUGAACUUCAGGCUAGUGCCAUAUCAUCUAAUUUUGGAUUGAGUGUUGAUUUCAUGAACUCAAACAAUUCUUCGGUUGUACAUCAAAGCCUGAGCAAUGGGUUCACAUCUUCCAGCAGUUUCAUCAGUUCAAGUAGUCAAAGUUCAGUCCAUAAUGAUAAUUUGUCUGAUGAAGUCAAUUUCGUAUACCCUGAAAAUGGCCCUUUUGAUAACUUGAUACCGCAGACUUCUUCACUACGUCAAAAGCCAGGAAAAAACUUCUCUUCAUCUCCACAUGAAUACCAAUAUGGACAGAUGUCUGUGAAUGAUAAGAUUUUCAUCGAGCUUCAAAGUAUUGGCAUUUUCCCGGAGGCAGUGCCAAAGCUAGAUGAUGGAGAGGACAAUAACAUCAAUAAAAUGAUUUCAGAGUUGAGGAAAAGGCUGCAUGAUCAGGUGAAGCAAAAGAAAUGUAAAUUAAGUAAGUUAGAGAAAGCAAUUCAAGAUACAAAAAGUAUCGAGGAGAGGAGCUUGGAGCAACAUGCAAUGAAUAAAUUGGUUGAAAGGGCAUACCGAAAACUUAAGGGUGGGCGAACUGGUUCUAGUCACAAGGCUGGUGCUAGUAAGUCUGCCAGCAAGGCUGCAAAACAGCUUGCUUUGGAUUUUGCCAAGCGUACUCUCUUGCGGUGCCAAAAAUUUGAGGAAACAAAGAAAAGCUGCUUCAGUGAGCCUUCCCUUUGGAGUGUUCUAUCUGCGCCCUUGCCAAGCAGCGGCACAAAAUCUACAGAAGGCGUAGAGAGACUGAAGCAUCAAAAGCAAGACAGAAGUACUUUAAAUCAUGGUGGCACAAAAUGGAACAAGUGUGAUAGGGAAAGGGAACACAGCAGAGAUGCAUCUGCCAAGGGUUCUGGUACGAAGUCAGGGCGUCAUUCAUCAGGCAGUGGGAGGAGUGGUGAACGUAAAAACAAGACAAAGCCGAAGCAAAAGAUAGUACAGCUAUUAUCGACUUCUGGAAAUGUUCUUGAUAGAGCUGUGGAGUCGGUUCCAACACCGGCAAUGCAGGAGCCCCCUCGACCGUCAGUUCCUCUGGGUGCAAAAAUUACCCAGCAACCAAGGAACCAUCCUGAGAAUGCUGCUUCACGAUUGCCGGAGGCUCCCCUGACCAAUUUGCCUGGAUUAUUUGAUAUAUUUGCUGGAACAGAAGGGCUUGGCGAACAGGGCAACGAUAUCAGUUCUUGGCUUACUGAUGAUCUUGAUGUACCACAAGACUUUGAUCUUUCAGGCGCCUUAGAAAUCCCACUGGACGACAUUGCUGAGCUGGGUUUUAUGUAAGUAAGGAAACGAACCAAUUGUUCUUUAUCCUGCGCCGUGAAUAUGUGGGGAGUUUGGACAUGAUGUUAGUAGGUUUACCCUACCUAAUGGGUAUAAGUAGAGUUAACCGAUUGUUUUCUCUGCCUCAAUCUGGCAAGAGCUUUAAGUGUUUAACUAGGUUGGUCGGUCGUUUUUUAUCUCAUUGAACUGUUGAUAGCCGCUAGGUAAACUUAUUGGCAGAAGAAGACGAGGUAUUCUAUUGAUUCCUCGUGAUUGUGCUGAGUUUAUCAACUUGUGAAUAUGAAUGA